This is a messenger RNA of Anisakis simplex (herring worm), 1908 nucleotides long. The record is from the annotation of a GenBank genome assembly. NCBI's taxonomy places the organism in Eukaryota, Metazoa, Nematoda, Chromadorea, Rhabditida, Anisakidae.
AUGGCAUUAUACGAUUCGGAUUCAGAUUCAGACUCUUUUCAUAGUGUAUCUGAAGGCGAAUACUCAGAUGAUGAUAAGAAGCAGAAGGCUUUUGCUGCCAGCGAAGAUGGCCUCGACGCAGAAGACAAUCAACAGCCGAAUAGUGAAGCGGAUAAGCGGCAGUGUCAGGUAAAGGCUGAUAAAGAGUCGACGGAAAGCUUUGGUGGAUUAAGAGAGUGCACAAAUAAUGAAUCAGAAGAACAAGAGUGUGAAAAAAGUGAUACUUCAAGGGUGAGUAAUACUGUAAUCGAAUCAUUCGUAUCACUGGAAGCAAAACAAUCGCGAACUUCGGAAACUGAAAGUAAUUUCGCAAAAUUGAAUGAUUCGGUGGUUUUGAACACCAAGUCAUCAACGUCAGCUGGUAACGUCAACAGCGAUUAUGAAAUUAUCGAGAAAAAACCUCACAAAGCCACUAAAGAACGAUGUAACGAUGAUGAAUGUGAUAGUCCCGUGAGAACGACUGAUAAGCAUGAAACUAACCAGUCAGAGGCAUCUUAUGAAGGAUCGUCAGCGCAGCAGCCAGAUUCAAAAUCAACAAAAAGUGACGGUUGGGGUGGGUGGGAUGAUGAACGGCAUUCAGAGCAUGACGUGAAUGUUGAUGAAGAAGACGCAUCUGGUUGGGAGCGAUGGGAGACUGAUGAUUUCGAAGUGGAUCCUAAUCGGAUGGAAUCCAAGUCUCAAAGUAAAUCUCUUACGGAAUCAACCGAAAGUAAAACUGACGUGGAACAGGAACACUCGGAGGCAGAAAAAGCCAACCCAGAAUGUGGCAAGAACAAUGCUGAUCAGAAUGCUGAGAAACGAGGUGAAUCUGGUAAUGAGAUGAACAAAUCGUCAUCUCUAUGGUCUUGGACGGAUAUUGUCGGAGCUGUUGCUGCAGUUGGUGAGGGUAUUUCAAGCGCGGUUGAAUCAGGUCUUGGUCUUCCGUCACCUGAAGAGAUGGUUAAACUUCAACACGAGACAGCCGAACAUUCAGAAGAGAAUGAUGAGAAGAAGGAAACCGAGGGGAAGGGUGCGGCAUCUCACGGUUCAUUUGGUGGUUUUGUAACGGGUAUUGGGAGUAAUCUUGUAAGUGGUUCAUUAAAUGUACUCGAAUCACUCGGAAAAACGACGUUCGAGAAGCUGACAGUUCAAGAUGAGGGCUCGAAGCGACGACGUUUAAUAUUCGAGCACGAUGCCGGUCAAAAUCUGUCAGAUGUACUGAAAGAAUUGCGUGAUUCUCAGCGAAAUGAGCAGCAAUCCACAUCAGAUAUUUGGUCAGAUCAAUCGGAUCGUGAAAUCAAAUUCAUUGAUCUGUUCGAAAAAUAUGGUGGAUUGGUUCAUCUGGAAGGUCUUGAAAUGUUGUCGGAAAACUAUUCGAAGCAUUUGCCUUUUGAAAAGAAACGUGAAUCCGAAUUAUUGAUGAGUGACGUGCUCAACGAGGGCAUGACCGACUGCCACGAAGAUGAGAAUUUCAGCGUACAGUUAAAUCGGAUCCUCUCAAAAAUCGGUCUUCCUUACAACGGGUCGAAUCUGAUCGAUUGUGAAGGGCGUUGUCGAACACGAUCACGAGUUGCGUCAAUGGAUGCACAGAAAGCAUUCAAUGAUUAUCUUGGUUUGUCGUCCGUUCGACUCGCUUAUUUGAAUUACAUUAGUCCAAUUCAAGAAUAAAUAACGGCUGAAUUAACGGCGAAUAGUGUGGAGACGUUGCACAAACUAGGGCAGUUGAUGUUGAUUAGUGUGAAACGACCCUUAGAAAGACCGCUGUUGGACUUAAUCGAAGAAUACGUCACUACAAUAUUCUUGUCUGCUAACGAUGCAUUUACCUACAUCCAGCAGUCUGUUCGACUUCUAAGACCGUUAUUAAUGGUGAAAGGAAAUCGGCAAGACUGA